Messenger RNA from Thalassophryne amazonica, 3536 nucleotides. It is a transcript of the gene insyn2b, whose product is annotated as INSYN2B protein. Gene Ontology annotation, biological process: inhibitory postsynaptic potential. Lineage: Eukaryota; Metazoa; Chordata; Actinopteri; Batrachoidiformes; Batrachoididae. The record is from RefSeq and is a predicted model, not a curated record. The transcript has 3 exons. Bases 147 to 1943 code for a protein of 598 amino acids. Gene Ontology annotation, cellular component: postsynaptic density.
ACCUACAGACAUAAUUAUUUGGGCAACCAAAAGCUGGACUCAUUCUCAUUUUCUGCUGGGUACAAUUCUGCUGAGUCUGGCAGAUGUUGCCCUUUGUCCCCUUCCCCUUCAGCUCCCCAGGGGGCUGAGCCAAUGGCUGAAGGAGUAUGGGCAGAAGAGUGGCUGACCCGACCAAUCCGGUGCCUACGCUAGGUGUUCCUCUAGCCGGGGGACAAUGGGGCCCGCUCUGCAGUGUUGGGGUGCAGACAUCUCCGGGACUGCGGACACUGCCCUCCAUCAAACGACGCAGCAGUCAAAAAAGCCACAAACAUCCACUCACUAAAGCAACUGAUAAAGCAAUGACAGCAGAGACAGGGGGCGCCAUCCGAAGUGACAACAACAGUUUGCCACUGUCCAAGGAGACGUCACAGAACGAAAUCAACAGCCAGACAGAUGACAUGGGGUCACAGGGGUCAGGCAGUGGAGUUUACUGCCAGAUCAAAACUGUACAAACAAAUUUAAAGGAUGUGAGAGUCAAAAGGACAGCUCAGUAUGCAAAUGGCAGUGUGGUAACCUCUGAUGUAGUGGGAGGAGUUUGCAGCGAGACCUCUGAGAUCAAAGAGUCGGCCCGAGAGAGGAGGAGGGUGCAGUCUCUACGCGGGGAAGGUCAUCGUGCCGUGUUGAAGCCAGGGAGUGUUUGCACCGUACACGCCACCACGCCUUGGCCCUGCCGAAUGAUUGCAACAUCUCCGUCCCGCCUCUGUGGGACAUGUGGGCGGAGACGAUCGCAGAUUACACCAUGCACAGGCGCAUGCCGCAAGAGGCCUGUCAAUCAAAUUACAGCCAGCCAGACUUUACCCAAUCCUGCACGAAAACCAUCUGCAGCCACCAGCCAGACGCGAAAGGACAGCCCUCUUCAGGACUCAAAGACUUACACAAACACCACAGAAACAAUGCUCAUGUCAGCACACACUUCUACAAAGGCAACUCAAAUACAACAGCUGUCACACACGAUACCAAAAAUGCACAGUUCACAUUCCAACCAAAAAUCCAAAGACUCAAAGCAACCCUCAAGACCACUUUCUGCUGAAUUUACUCAAUACAAGGACUCAGCCACACAAACAACAGACACAGAGAGUGCUGCAGUAAUCACAGACACACAAAAAACACAAACUCCACCUGCAGAUGUGACAGAACCACAUUUAGCCAACAAACAGAACCAUGACCUGACUAAAACCCAUCAGGAUGAUGAACACACACUCAAACAGUCAUCAGCCAACACCAACCCCAAACCUCCAGAUCCUUCUGUCACAGAUGAAACCCCGCCUCUCCCUCCAAAAAACUCUCCAAAACCCAUUCAUUCCAAAACAUCCACACCUGUCGCACAAAACAAACCACAGGCAUCCCAACAAAUGUCUUCAGGAGAAGGGCCAAAAUUUAAGGAGAUUACAAAACAGAAAAGUGAAUGUUUCGAGAAUGACCCAAUGGCGCCUUGUAAGACUCAUUUAAAAGCACAGUGCAAUGGCGCACCUGGCGGACUGCGUGACGGACAUACAGGGAGCAGUGCGCCGCGCGGGCUUGAGAAGCAGCUGCUGAGUGUGGAAGAGAACCUCCUGUCCAAUCAGGAGAAGAUUAAGGUACUCCUAAACGUCAUUCAAGACCUGGAGAAGAGCAAAGCCCUCAGUGAAGGUCGCAGCUCUUACAGAACGGGUCAGGACAUUAACAACUGCCCCACCUGCCAAAAGACAGCCUGCAUCAUCUACAGUGUGGAGCAUGAUUUCCGACAGCAGGAGGGAUGCCUCCAGGGUGUUAUGGAAGCCCUGGAGGGAGAGUACGAUGUGCCUACUCUUACUCUGACCAAGCCAAAUCCAGCCCCCUCCUCCUUGUCCUCAUCCUCUUCCGCCCGCCCCAGCACCAAAGCACGCGUCAAGAAACUCCGCAAGAAAUGUUUCUGGUGGCUCUAGGUGUUUCCAGCUGGCAGAUGCUUAUUGAUGUGGAUUAUGUUUCAGGGGUGGCAAAAUCCCCCGAAACAUCUAAAGUAAAACUCUCUCAUGGUCCUGUGGGUAUGCAGUGUGCUUAAGCGUCACGAUAAUCAGGUUUUCCAGCGGCAUCUCUGUAAAUGGCACUUUCUCAUUGGCAAUCUAUCUUCUGAAAAUAUACAUCAGGGGACCAGAUGAAGAAAGGCAGCCCAGACAAAACUAAAGGACCAAAGGUGCUGCUUAGGUUUUUGUCAGGUCUGAUGGAAGUGGAAUAAGAGAUUGUUCAAAUGUUCUCUCUGUGGGAGUCAGACCUACAGCCAGUAUUUCACAAUUAGUUUUUUUUUUUUUUUUUUGGACAGAAACUGAGGAUAUUGGUUUCCUGUAACAACUGUGUACUAGCAAGGAGACGAACUGACACUGUGGAUCGUUGACCGGCAUCUCAGUUUGCAGUUUGAUUAAGUGGCUCUCCAGACGGGUGUAUGUAUGGAUUUACGCCAAAUUGGAUUCAUGCCUGCAGCUGAGAGAUGUUCUCUGACAAUAACGGUGACAAAUUACAGCAGUAAGCAGCGGAAUUUAAAAGGAUUUUGGAAAUCCUUGGAUUUUAAACAUCUCAUUGUAAUACUGUGUCUUCAGAUGCUUGGCACAUGGAAUUUGAAUGUAGCAAUGAUUGGAAGUGCUGAGAGAGAUAUGAGCCAGAACCAGCCCGGGAGCUUGAAGCAGUUCGCUGGAUGGGUAUCAGGGAUUUGGACAGUACACUGGAUAUUGUGCUGGAAAUAAGACAUUGUGGUAGGAAUCACAUCAAAGACCAGCAGGCAGUGUUGACUGAAAAAUUCUGUCAUGUUUGAGUGGCAGAAUGGUUGAUUCUUUAGUGUCAUAAAAAACAGACAUGUUUUGCUGUACUGCUGUUUAUACUGGACUAGAUUUCACACGUGCACAUGUGCAUACAGUACAGAUUUACUGUGUACAUCAGAGAUGGCCAAUAGUGUGCCAUGAAGGGCAAUGACAGUACAGGACUUCCUUCCAACUGUUCACCUUAGCAGGCAAUCUGACAGGUGAGCUUGACUUUACAUUGGGGGAAGGAGUCCAUCAGUGAAACCAUGUGUGGAGGUGAUCAGUUCCCAUUAAAGCCUGCACCUUCUUGGUCUUUGUUGCACACAUUGAGUCUAAUCACACAUACAUAUACUUGUUACAGUGCAAACUAGGGGUAGAUCUGAUAUUUACUGAACUAUACUCAUAUUUCAAGAUAGCGUAAGAGGUUUGCACACUUGCCUCCCCAAACAAAAGGCCCAUGGUGCAAAGCAACCAGUGUUUCAUUCUCCCUGUACAUCUACAGUUGCAUCAGGAAGGGCAUAAAAGUCAUGCCUAAUCAACAUGUGGCCCACACCAGAUCAGCUGUUGCAACCAUGAGCAAAAACAGGAGCAACCAAAAGAAAUUAAUUAAUAUUUUAUAGAUAUAUGAAUUAUGCAAAAUGAAAUAAGAAAUUGAAAAAAUCUGCAUAAAUGCACUUAAUCUGUUGGUAAGAUGCCAUGUGGAGAUCCCCAAAGCCAUUAGUUUUAAUUUACACAAACACCUAGCAA